CGUGGGUUGUGAGCGAGGCUGCCGCGUUCGGGGCCGGUUGGGACAAAGCGGCAUCUAGUGCGCUCGGAUCUCGGAGGAGGCCGAGCCCCCUUGCCCCAAAGCCCGCACCCGAGGAGGAGAAGCAAGUGUCGGGCGGGAUGGCGGACGGAUUCGGAGCUUGGAGCUCGCCCACCGUCAGCGGCGAAAGUGGACAAGAUCCAGACAGUCCAUCGGGUGGUCACGUGGAGUGGUGUAAACAACUGAUUGCAGCCACCUUGUCCAGUCACAUCUCAGCAGUGUCUGCAAACUCCGACGGCACCACCAAGCGGGAUUCUUUGGACGAGAGUCUCCGUUGCCACGGAGACGCCGACUCCGAGCAUUCCACCGACGCUUCGAGGCUGAAAAUGACUGAGAAAGCAAAUGCGGUUCCUCUCCUGCCGGGGGAAAAAAUCCAGAUGAUCAUGGAGGACGUGACGUACAUUUGUCCCUUUAGCGGACUGCUCAACGGAACGCUGACCAUCACGGACUAUAAGCUCUACUUCAGCAGCGUGGAAAGGGAAUCUCCGUUUGUUCUGGCCGUGAACCUGGGCGUCGUCAGCCGCCUGGAGACCGUGUGCUUUCCCGACCGAGGCGAGAACACCGAGGGACUGGAGCUGGUCUGCAAGGACCUGAGGAGCCUGAGGUUCGCCUACGAGACGGAGACGGCCCGCGCGGACGUGGCGGAGACGCUGACCUCGCGGGCGUUCCCGCUCUCCCGUGAGAUGACCUUAUUCACCUUCCGCUACGAGCAGCGCUUCCCUGCGGACGGCUGGAAGGUUUACGAGCCGCUGGCCGAGUGGCGACGGCAGGGUCUCCCCAACGAGAGCUGGACCAUCAGCCGACUGAACGCGUCCUACCAACUGUGCGACACGUACCCCGCCGUACUGGCGCUCCCCACCGACAUCUCGGACGAGGACGUCAAGCGGGCGGCGGCGUUCCGGGCCAAACGGCGCAUUCCGGUGUUGUCGUGGAUCCACCCCGAGUCGCAGGCGGCCCUGGUGCGCUGCGGCCAGCCCCUGGUGGGCCCGUCGGACCGCCGCUGCAAAGAGGACGAGCGCCUCCUCCAGAUCGUCGUGGACGCCAACGCGCAGUCCCACAAGCUCAGCAUCUUCGACGCCCGACAGUUCAGCGAGGCAUGCAGCAAAAAAGCGAAGGACGGCGGCUACGAGAGCGAAAGCUUCUACGCCAACGUGGAACUCAACUUCCUGGAGAUCCCCAACAUGCACGUGAUGCGCGAGUCCCUCCGGAAGUUGAAGGACGUGGUGUACCCCGCCAUCCACCAAGCGCGCUGGCACUCCAAUAUUGACCGCACGCACUGGCUUCACCACAUACGGCUGCUGCUGUGCGGAGCGUCCCGGGUGGCGUCCAAGCUGGAGCGCGCGCGGACGUCGGUGCUGGUCCACUGCGGCGACGGCUGGGACCGGACGGCUCAGUUGACGUCUCUGGCCAUGCUCAUGCUGGACGGACACUACCGCACGCUCCGAGGGUUCCAGGUUCUGGUGGAGAAGGAGUGGAUCGGCUUCGGACACAAGUUUGCUGCCCGCGUGGGCCACGGGGACGACGACCGCGGCGACUCGGAGCGCUCGCCGCUCUUUGUCCAGUUUGUGGACUGCGUGUGGCAGAUGACCCGGCAGUUCCCGGCGGCGUUCGAGUUCAACGAGCUCUUCCUGCUCAUGCUGCUGGACCACCUAUACAGCUGCCUCUUCGGAACCUUCCUGUGCGACAGCGAGCGGGAGCGCGCGGCCCAGGAGGUCCGGACCAGGACGGUGUCCCUGUGGUCCUACAUCAACAGCCAGCCGGAGGACUUCGGCAACCCGCUGUACGUCCGCGACCGCCAGCGGGUGCUCUACCCGCUGGCCUCCUGCAGGCGCCUGGAGCUGUGGACUAAUUACUACGCGCGAUGGAACCCGCGCAUGAGACCGCAGGUGCCGCCGCAUCAGUCGCUGAAGGAUCUGCUGCUGUUGCGGACCGAACUCGAGCGGAGGGUGGAAGAGCUGCGCGGGGAAGUGCGCGCCGACUCUCCGGCGGCGCCGCGCUGGCCGUCGCCCGACCGCGCCGCCGGGACCGCGUUUGCCUGGUGGGCGUGGCCUUUUGUCAUUGGCGGCCCGCGCGUGCCCCAGACACACGCCGACCCGAGCCAAGCAGCCACGACGUGGGCGACCCAGCGGCCAGCAGGCCUCCUAUUGGGCUUUUGUUGUUCUCCCGGGAACUCUGUGCAGCUGGUGAUCCGGAAGGUGCGGUACGCCCCGGAGAACAAAGGCCCCCGGCCCCCGGCCCCCGGCGGAGAGCUGUCGAAGCUUCCCGAUGCCCGAGAGACCGCUGCACCCGGAGGCGUCGCUCGACAAGGAGGUGACACCUUGAAGGAAAUUCCAAAUUGGAAACUUGUCAUUGGAGUUGAAGCUGUACGACCACGGCGAGCCCAUCAGCGUCGACGCCCGGCGCCCGCUCCCUCGGUCUUCUUCCUCCCUUCCAGUACGCCGACAUCUGUCUGUUCACAAGCGGCUGGAGGCCCGGUCGACAACGGUGCCGAAUGCUCGCCGUACGAGCGACCGAUGCGUUAUUCAAGUUUGUUGCUUGUUUGCACGACAUGAGGAGAAUACAUCAGAGGAAAUAAGAAUAAAAACCAGGGAAGCCGCGAGCCGCAAAGAACAGGCCCUGGCGCCUUUUUUUGUUUGUUUUGUUCUUUUUCAAACAAUUGUAAAACCGCCCACGGUGUAGGAAAAAGCUUCCCAAAAGAAGCGGCACGCGCCCGUCGGUCUGUUAAACCCGCUGGCUGCUUCCCUUCGGCCCUCGUUUGAGGCCCCAAAAUCAAAACGGCCGUCUUGCUGUGGCUUCUUCAGGCUUUUUGGGGUGCCCUCUUUUCGUAGACAGGGUCGCCUCAUGUUGUCGAUCAGCGACCCCGGUGUUGUGGAUUUGUUUCCCCCCCCCCAAAAAAAAACUUUCCAGUCACAAUAUUAUUACUCCACUAUAUGCGUCAGUAGUGUAUUGUAGUAAUGCACGUGAGCCACACGCAACGGACGGACGUGCGUGCGUGCGUGCGUGUUGUCUUCGAGCGCUGAUCAGCGAGCAGGUGCCCGCCAGCUCCACCUUCUGCCAGGCGUGCACGCUGAGAAGAGAGGCCUGGCGCUGGACGGCCAGCAAAAAUGGAUGCGUCGUUUGAUAUGAAUAACUAUUCUACGGGUCUCCAGUGACUGUCCAAGGUGUUUCUAUUUCUCUGGGAGGUGUGGGUUUUUGUACAUUUCCGAUUUGAAUUGUUUUCGCUCUGUAAAGCACUUUGUUGAAUGUUUAAGACAUGAAAAGUAAGUGCUUCAUUAAAUUCGAUUAGUAUCAAUGUAAAUAUA
Molecule: messenger RNA, 3359 nt
Organism: Phyllopteryx taeniolatus (common seadragon)
Lineage: Eukaryota; Metazoa; Chordata; Actinopteri; Syngnathiformes; Syngnathidae
Product: myotubularin-related protein 2-like
Exons: 21
Coding region: 138-2609 (823 amino acids)
Biological process (GO): dephosphorylation
Molecular function (GO): phosphatidylinositol-3,5-bisphosphate 3-phosphatase activity
Source: RefSeq, a predicted model, not a curated record